Molecule: messenger RNA, 1533 nt
Organism: Stylophora pistillata
Lineage: Eukaryota; Metazoa; Cnidaria; Anthozoa; Scleractinia; Pocilloporidae
Biological process (GO): regulation of mitochondrial membrane potential; regulation of cell population proliferation; negative regulation of insulin receptor signaling pathway
Source: RefSeq, a predicted model, not a curated record
CUACGUUCGUCUUAAAUUUCAUAGCAGUAGGAGGAAAUUUUAAAAACUGCUCCCCCUCUUUAAUUCACUCUGGCAUUUUCUUCGUUCGCUGUGGCCUCUGUGACCGAGCUUAGAAAAUCAGCUUUUAAAUGGAAACAUUAAAAGAGAAAAUUGGGGGCUUAGGACUUCGAAGUGAUUCGUGCACUAUUCUCCAAGAGUCUUCAUUUCGUGUCAGUUAUUUGGGAUUCUGUCUAAAUUCACGAGAAGGAGUUGCAGGAAUCCAAGCUGCUGUGGAAGAAAUUAAGAGAACUGGAGGCCAAAAAGAUAACAGAACUACAACUCAAACGAACUUCAUCAAAAUGAGUGGAAAAGGAGUUAGUUUCGUGUGGCGAAAACGAGAGCAAGAUAUUCUAUUGACAUUUAUUCCUCUAAGGAAUAAUUCCUAUGGCUUUAUCAAUGAAAAAGACAACAACAUCUUUGCUUUCAACCAUCAUGUUUCGAAGAACCAUGUCGAAUGCCAUGCAGUUGUGUGUGAAAAUGCGCUGAAGGCACGAGAAAUCAACGAGGCGCUUUAUGCGUCAUUUAGAACGGACCACUUCGAAUCUCUUCGCAAGGGAAGAGAAAAAAUGAGAGAAUGUUUACAAGCAGAUGCGAUGCAUGGACUCAAGGACGGUAAAUCGAACAUGAACUAACAGUGACUACAAAGCUAGUCUUUUACAAAAUUUAUUCAGUUGAUACUUUAUCUAUUUUUAAACUACUUUGAUGUUUAAAUAUUAAACAUGUUAAACACCUUCGGUAAUCGUUAUAAAAUUAAGCGACGGAAAACAAAUUUUUUAAAACUUUUUUAAACAGAAGUAAAACAUAAAGUCUUUCGUGUAUAAGUUGAAGGUUUAGUCGUUUAAUUUACAUUCUGGCGGAAGACAAUUUCUGAGUGAUAAUUUGGCGCCAGCUUAUGUCAAUGUUAUUUGAAGUAAAACAUGCUUUCAGGCAACUCAUUAUUGUAGAAAUGUCUAAUUCAAUCACGACGGACGAAAUAAUAUGUGCAAAUGACUUGCAAACAGUGUAAUUAAAUUUAGCUUAAAUGUUUUCGGUAGAAUGCGUCAAUUUCUCAUCAUUAAGUAAAACAAACAUCCUAGUUAUUUCCGGCCCUUUCAGUUAAAAUCGAAUGCAUUCAAAUUGUUGAAAACAUUUCCCUCUUUUAACUUUCGUAAUUUCUUACUCUUUAUUUAUAAAACUGCCUUUAAUAACAGAGGUUAAGUUAAGAAAUACAGCAGCUGAACCCGUCAUGGAUGACAAAAUUACGGUUUUAGCUGGUAGUGUGUCGGUUUGUUUUGUAUUGUGAAAACCCACAGCACACUUCAUUGCUGCCAACUUCCUGCUACAUUUAUGCACGUUUGAGCGAUAUUGAUCCACGCAUAGAGCUAUUUUUAGAAGAACCUUGAAUGGAUCAGUUGCGCCCCGCGCCGCAAAUAACCAUAGAAAUACAGCAAUUUCAUUGGAUGACAUGUAAUCCACGUGCGUCAGGCUUAGCUAAAAUAAACUUGAUUUCCGCCA